Messenger RNA from Dimorphilus gyrociliatus, 1207 nucleotides. The record is from the annotation of a GenBank genome assembly. Lineage: Eukaryota; Metazoa; Annelida; Polychaeta; Dinophilidae.
AAUGGGCAAGGACGAAAUAUCUUCGUGCUCAUUUCGAUAUAAUGGAAGUCAAAAUUGGACAGAAGAAUGCAUUUACGGCUAUGAUUAUAAAUCAAGUGGAUAUACGACAAUAGCAAUGGAGAUUGUUAUCAUUUCAAGCUCUAAUUUACUUAUUGAAUUUUUUGAUUCGACCAAGAGGGGAUUCGUUGGAACCAUGUGCCAGUUUGGAGCUAUUUUUUCCAUGCUUUUAUUAGUUACAAGUGCCUAUCUUAUAAAAAAUUGGCGUCAUUUAUCCCUAUUUACAUCAACAACUUCUGCUUUAUGGAUUGUUCUUGUCUGGUUUCUACCAGAAUCUCCCAUUUGGUUGGCAGCUCAAAAACGGGAGAAAGAAACAGAGGAGGUUUUAAAAAACAUAGCCAAAUUGAACGGUGUAAAAUAUAUUCAAUGUACAAAGUACGUUGAAAAGAACAGUGAAUAUCUCCUUGAACUAGAUACAAAACGAGAAGACGAGGAGAAUGAAAAGGAAAGGCAAGAAAGUAAGGACAAUAGAAUGAAAGAGAAUAGAAGAAAAACGAAAUAUAAUUUUAUUGACCUUUUCAAACACAAAUGCUUGAUAAAACAUAUGAUUAUAACAGCACUUUUAUGGUUCGUCAACAAUUGCAUAUAUUAUGGUCUAACGCUUAGCACACCAGCAUUGGCAGGCGAUAGGUUCUUUAACUUCUCAUUAAGUGUUCUUGUAGAAAUUCCAGCUUACGCAAUUGCUGCUCUUUUUGCUACAAAAUUUGGCAGACGAAUGCCAGUUUUUGGUUUUCUCAUCUUAACAGGAUCCACCGUAAUUAUUGUCUCUGUCUUACCCAAAGUGUUAAAUAAUGAAAACUUAAAAUCUAAGCUGGUUUUAGCAUUUUUUCAAUUAGGAAAAUUCUCGAUAAGUUCAGCUUUUAGCAUUACUGUAAUAUUUACGAAAGAGCUGUUCCCAACUACUCUCAGGUCAUCGGGAUUAGGAGUUGCUAAUACAUUUGGAGGAAUCGGAGCUAUGGCUGCACCAAUAUGUGCUCAUUACGCUGCCAACAAAUAUCUUAAUUAUAUCCCACCAAUUUGCUAUGGUAUCUUGGCUUUUAUCGCUGCCUUUGCCAUCAUUUUACUACCAGAAACGGAAAGACGUCCCUUGCCCCAAACCAUAGAUGAAAUAGAAGAAUGGUAUAAGUCUAAGAAGGGAAGUGCUGCCUAG